Messenger RNA from Galendromus occidentalis (western predatory mite), 2364 nucleotides. RefSeq lists its product as uncharacterized. NCBI's taxonomy places the organism in Eukaryota, Metazoa, Arthropoda, Arachnida, Mesostigmata, Phytoseiidae. The transcript is spliced from 6 exons. Gene Ontology annotation, cellular component: membrane. Gene Ontology annotation, molecular function: G protein-coupled receptor activity. Bases 1 to 2364 code for a protein of 787 amino acids. Gene Ontology annotation, biological process: G protein-coupled receptor signaling pathway; cell surface receptor signaling pathway. The record is from RefSeq and is a predicted model, not a curated record.
AUGCAGGCACAAUUUAGGUUACGGGUUACAGUAGACAAUGAGAUGCAUCUUCAAAUUUUCAAACGUAAAACUCUGACGACGGGCGCUGAGAAGGUGCUUCAAAAUAGAGGAGCUCCUUUCAACAUCCACCGACGUGAUCGGAUGGACAAACUUAACUUCCUCUCUUCACUGUGGGCACUCGUCUACUCCGGAACCUUCUUCAUCCUGUGUCCUUGCGGAGCCGGCCAUGAUCGCCCCGGAGAGCAUCCUCUGGAGAUGUGGCCUUCUGACGUCGUGGUCUGCCUGUUCCUCGGCGUCGCUCUCGCCGAUCGUUCGCUUAUCCGACGCCGAGUGGAUCAGCUUCGAGUAUACAAUUCCUACAAACAUUUGUGCCGUGGAGAUACUAAACGUGAACCGAACCUAAUUGCUCUGGCCGGAGAUGUGUGCUACUGUGAUCAUCUCUGUGUGAAAUUCGGCGAUUGCUGCGUCGACUACCCUGGAAGUGAGGCCAUCAGAAAUGAGAACUUCACCUGCGAGCGCUUAGGGCAUGGUUUCAAGUUUUAUUACUCGUGGUCGAGCUGUGCUAAUGACACUCUGAAGAGGGGUUGCACAUCGAGUGAGCAGAGGCCGUCGUCCUUGAUGCAUGAGCCCGUAUACCUCAACGGGACGCUCUACAAGAACAUCUACUGCGCUCGAUGCUCUCAGUCAGAGCACUACAUAAAAACUCACAAGUAUAAGUGGAGGGAAAAGUCAGCCUGGAAGCCCGCUGUCCCGCCUCACGGCGAAGAGUUGAAAAAGAUCUUCAAGGGUCGAAGCUGGAUUUACAAUGAGUCUUCGAGGGAAUACCAUAUCUUCUUUCAAGAGCAAGAGUUCAGAAUGUGGCUCUAUAUCGAGGAAUUCGACUGGACGAAUUUCACCGAUGUCUUCAACACGAGCUUGUGCCCACCCUUUCAAACCGUGAAUUUCUGCACGGAUCCCACGACACCGUACGCUGAUCUCUGCGCGGCAUACACCGCGUAUGUACAUACAGUCUCAAACGGUAAUAUCACCGUCUACAGAAACGCUCACUGCGCGCUAUGCAGCGGCGUUCCUCUGGGAAACCUCACCGUGGGAUUGCCAAUCCCACCUCGCGAAGAAACGACAACCACUAUCGGUAACUUCAUACCUGUGAAGGAAAUCGAGUGCCCAUUGGGCGCCGUGCACGUUAUGGGUUUCUGCAAACCAAUUCUGUGUCAGUUAGGGUUCGAGUGGAACGGCGUCCAAUGCGUAACGGAAACCGGUCAGGCCGGAUGCUUCUACUUGACGCUUGACGUGAAAUGGGUCCGCUUUGUAGAUAGCAAUAUAUUGUUGUGGAACCAUAAAUGGUUUAGUCCCUACACCAAUAUCACAGAUAGAUUUGGCGUUGUCACCAAUGUGAAGGUGUGCACCUUCACGCCGAUUACCACAGCUAUAACCCCGACUAUGGAGCGAAUAUCUGAAGUGUGUCUGAUUAGUUCCUGUAUCUGCUUGAGCCUACAAAUUAUUACCUAUAUCAUCCUUCCCUCCAUGCGCACGACACGUUCCGGAAAAAUCGUGAUUUUAUUGAGUCUGAGUAUCGUCUUGGGUCACGUCAUGUUCCUGGUCAAAGACGACACCGAGCCGGGGAACAACGUCUGUAAGGCGGUUGCUGUCCUGGCGCAUUUCUUCUACAUAGAAUCUUUCUUCUGGAUGCUGGUGAUGGCCAUAGAUUCGUGCAGAUGUUUGGCGUUCAAUGUGUUCUCCAGGACGGAGAGCCACGUCAUGCUGCGAUACGCAAUUUUCGCUUUCCUGGGCACGCUGAGCGUCGUCUCUCCCGCCCUCGCUCUCGACUUCCUGGUGCCUUCCAGUGGCUUCGCCCCGAUGUACGGCGAGGAGGUGUGCUGGUUCGGGAAUCGGGGAGGCUUCAUGAUGUUCUUCGCUGUUCCUGUGCUGAUCAUCAUCCUAGCGAAUUUCGCGCUCUUCAUCAUCACCGCCGUAAAAGUUCGUUCGGUGCAGAAGAAAGCUCGUAGCUUAACACAGCAAUCGAAUUUCAAAUCUGAAAUCGUCCGCAUGAAACUCUACCUCAGACUAGCCGUAAUCAUAGGACUAACGUGGUUAUUCGGGGUGCUCACAUUUUUGGUUGACAGUGGGAGCUCCGAAAUCUACACGUAUGCUUUCUUUCUGCUAGGUUUCGUGCAGGGGGUUUUCAUAUUCGUGGCUUUCACUUGUAAAGCCCGAAUCCUCAGGGACAUCCGCGUAGUGAUUGAGACUAAAUCCAUAAGUCGUAGUUCGCUGUACCGAACAAGCACGAACUUGGCGAGCGUUCCGUCGGCCAGAACGGAUCGUUCGGUGCCUCUAUUGAAACCCGGGAAUAACUCAUCUGCGUGA